AUGGAUAAAUAUAGUUAUGAGGAAGAAAACUUGUCUGAAGAGCUCUUGGAUGAGAAGGCUUGCAUUUUAAGUGUGAAUAUGCCAAACAAUAUUGAUGCUAAUAUGUCCAAACCCUUGUUUUCAAGUAAAAUGAGAGUAACUAAAGAGGCGAAAUAUAAAUCUCUCACUUCAAGCAAAUACAAUCCAUCUCCAAUUUCAAAAAUGUCAGUUGCACAAGAGAAGAAAUAUUGUGAAACAUUUACAAAAGCCAGUUCCAAUAAUUGUUCAGACUCUUCAUUUUCUGAAUCUUGCCUUCAAAGAGAUAUUAAGGCUUUAUUACGUAAGGCUAUUAAAAUAAGAAAAGACUCACAUCCCUCUCCUGAAGUCCAGGUUUCCCCUGGAGAUAAAAGUAUUGCUGACUGGAAGAUUUAUGCUAAGGGUGUCAGUGUCACGGACUGUCAAGCUCCAAGUGCUGCCAAUUAA
This is a messenger RNA of Moneuplotes crassus, 462 nucleotides long. Lineage: Eukaryota; Ciliophora; Spirotrichea; Euplotida; Euplotidae. The record is from the annotation of a GenBank genome assembly.